AUGGAAGUUCUUCGACGUUAUGCUACAGAAGCUCCCGAUCAACGUGCUUGGAUAGAUACCAAACCUACAUUUAUUGUCAGUUGGUGGUGCACAAUUUUUGCCAUUACUAUAAUUUUGUUCCGGAUUUCUGGUAGAUAUGUUCGAACGGAGAAGCUCUAUCUUGAAGAUGGCAUUAUGAUGGUGGCAAUCAUACCUCUGCUCACGAGAAUGGCUUUCGUCCAUGUUAUCUUAAUGUUUGGCACCAAUAACUCUCUGACACUUGGUUUGUCAUCAGAAGAUGUACGGAAAAGAAGAAUUGGGAGUCAACUUGUUUUAUUCUCAAGGAUAUUGUACGCUGCGUACCUAUGGGCCAUAAAAUACAGCACCAGCAUAUUUUUACGUUCCCUGACCGGACAAAUCUGGCAACGAGUACACCAUAAACUGCUCAAAUAUCUUCAUAUUAUGCUCGCCGUUACUUUCAUGGCCACUGUUGUCAGUGAUAUUGCUGAGUGUCAACCUUUCACUCAUUACUGGCAGGUCAUUCCAGAUCCUGGACCAAAAUGCCGUCAAGGCUACGCGCAAUUUUUCACAGCCGGCAUUCUCAAUAUCAUUACAAAUUUUGCCUUAAUCAUCUUUCCCGUUCCAAUGAUUUUGAAGUCAAAUCUAUCAACUCACCUCAAACUGAGCGUUAUUAUACGUUUAGCACUUCCAAUACUAUGUAUCUUUGCAACGAUCAAUCAGCUCAAGAGAGUAGUAUCCCACAACGGCGAUCAGCAAAUCCGUUCACUCCUGGCUUCCCUUGACAUUCUCCUCACCACAUUAGCAUCUAAUGCCUCAGUAAUCGGUUCGCUCCUCCAAGACAAAGGCUAUAAGAAAACGAAAUACAAAACCCCCAUCUACCGCGAUAUCCCCUCCCGUGCUCCCUCUUCCCGCUAUACUGGGAGACUUGACAGUGAUGAGGCUCUCAUGAUUGAAAAUCCCGAUGUAGAUGGAAAAGGCGCUGUGAUGAUCGCAUUAGAUGUCUUACAUGAGACUGCGGGCCGGGAGAAUAACGAAGCGAAGAAAUUUGAUAGGGGCGGAGUAGGAAGCGGAUUGACGAAACCGGAGCAUGUCUGGGCUGGUGACCACAUUAGAGUUGAAAGGGCUUGGGAUGUAAAAAUUACGAAAGACGAUAUGCCUGGAAGCCCCUAG
Molecule: messenger RNA, 1170 nt
Organism: Sclerotinia sclerotiorum 1980 UF-70
Lineage: Eukaryota; Fungi; Ascomycota; Leotiomycetes; Helotiales; Sclerotiniaceae
Exons: 3
Coding region: 1-1170 (389 amino acids)
Source: RefSeq, a predicted model, not a curated record